AGGAACUACAACCCCUCCGUCUAGAACGUCACCGUACGUCACCAGGAAGUCCUCCGAUUUCCAAAAGGAAACAUCAUGGCAGACCACACAGACCCACAUGGCGAGGAGAUGCCUGAACUCUCUGACGGAGAUGAUGAUGAUGUGGACGACGAUGAAGAGCAGUGGCGGUGGAUGGAGGAGGAGGAGAGUCAGACAGUUACCUGUUUGUUUUGUGACAAGGUGCUGGGUUCUGUUUCUGCAACCCUUCAGCACUGCUCAGCUGAGCACCAGCUCAACCUUGUGAACGUAAUAAGGAAACACGGUUUGGAUGACUACGGUUACAUAAAAAUGAUCAAUUUCGUUCGCUCCACAAAUUGCGGUCCGUCGUGCCUGAUGGAGCCGUUGGACGGCCCCUUACCCUGGGACAGUGAAGACUUCCUGAGACCUGUACUCCGGGACGACCCGCUGCUACAGACAGACCCGGAGGAGCUGUGUGGCAGGGAGGAAACGUGCUCAUCAUCCAGGGCCGAGCCCUGUGAUGAACUGCUCCGCAGGGCCCAGGCGGCUGAAGAGCGAGCUCAGCGUUCAGAAGAGGCGCUGGCCAGAGCCAUGGAGGAUCUACACAAGCUGAAGCUCCUGGCUCAGGGUUUGGUGCUGAACGCAGAAACCAGCAAAUCUAGCAACCUGGGCGCUGUCGCCGAGCUGCGGGAGGAUGAGGACGAGGCCUACUUCAGCUCCUACGGCCACUACGGCAUCCACGAGGAAAUGCUGAAGGACAAGGUGCGGACAGAGAGCUACCGCGACUUCAUCUACAGCAACCCAGAAGUGUUCAGGGACAAGGUGGUGCUUGAUGUGGGUUGUGGGACCGGGAUACUGUCCAUGUUUGCUGCCAGAGCUGGGGCCAAAAAAGUGAUUGCAGUGGACCAGUCAGAGAUCAUCUAUCAGGCAAUGGACAUAGUCAGGUCCAAUCAGCUGGAGAACAUUAUUACUCUGAUUAAAGGCCGCAUCGAGGACAUCAAGCUUCCUGUGGAGAAGGUUGACAUCAUCAUUUCAGAGUGGAUGGGCUACUUCUUGCUCUUUGAAUCCAUGUUGGACUCUGUCCUGUAUGCCAGAGACCUUUACUUGGCUGAUGGUGGUUCAGUGUAUCCAGACCUUUGUAACAUCAGCCUGGCAGCUGUGGGAGAUGCACAGAAGCACCGAGAUCGCAUUGCAUUCUGGGAUGAUGUCUAUGGCUUCAAUAUGGCAUGCAUGAAGAAGGCUGUGGUGCCUGAGGCUGUGGUGGAAGUAAUGAAUGCAGAGACACUCAUCUCUGAACCUACAGUCAUACAGACAUUGGACUGUAACAAAGUGUGCCUGUCAGAGCUGGAGUUUACUACAGAUUUCCUCCUGAAGAUAACAAAAACCACUGACUGUACGGCAAUUGUGGGCUACUUUGACAUUUUCUUCGACAAAGGCUGCAGCAACAAGGUGAUGUUCUCCACUGGUCCUCAAGUCACAAAGACUCACUGGAAACAGACCGUCUUCCUCCUAGAGAAGCCCAUGCCUGUUAAAGCAGGAGAAGAGCUCCGGGGAAAGAUCAGUGUGCGUAAAAACAAGAAGGAUCCUCGCUCACUCUUGGUCACCUUUGACCUUCCAGACAGGAAGCAGACAUACAGCCUCCAAUGAUGUCAGCAGUCAUAUUGUCCAUGUAACGGAUUGUGGCGCCAUUUUUACUCACAUUUCAUGUGCUGACACCCGGUGGAACAAAAUAAAGGACAAAGUUUUGAUAAUUUA
Fundulus heteroclitus (mummichog) is the source of this 1752-nucleotide messenger RNA. RefSeq names its product protein arginine methyltransferase 3 (gene prmt3). Lineage: Eukaryota; Metazoa; Chordata; Actinopteri; Cyprinodontiformes; Fundulidae. The record is from RefSeq and is a predicted model, not a curated record. Gene Ontology annotation, cellular component: nucleus. Gene Ontology annotation, molecular function: protein-arginine N-methyltransferase activity. Gene Ontology annotation, biological process: peptidyl-arginine methylation. The coding region runs from base 76 to 1644 and encodes 522 amino acids. The transcript has 16 exons.